This is a messenger RNA of Guillardia theta CCMP2712, 1409 nucleotides long. RefSeq lists its product as hypothetical. NCBI's taxonomy places the organism in Eukaryota, Cryptophyceae, Pyrenomonadales, Geminigeraceae. Gene Ontology annotation, molecular function: NADP binding; glutamate-5-semialdehyde dehydrogenase (NADP+) activity. The transcript is spliced from 6 exons. The record is from RefSeq and is a predicted model, not a curated record. Bases 51 to 1409 code for a protein of 452 amino acids.
AGGUUCCCCUUACCCGACACUGCCGGCAUGAUCGUCAAUCGUUAUCCGUUAUGCGCUCAGGGCCUGCUGCGGUCCUCCUCCCUCCCGCCCUCUUCAGCCGUGCCAGCAGCACGAGCUCCGUGCUUGAGGUUGCCAGGAGUGCCAGAGAGGCCGCGAGAAAGCUCGCAGCUCUACCGCUCGAGGACAGGAACGACGCGCUCAACAGGGUCGCCUCUGCCCUUGAGAACGCCAAGACGGAGAUAGAGACAGCCAACAAGUCCGACUGUGAAAUCGCUGCCAAGCCUGAGUCCAACGUUGCUCCUCCCCUCCAGGCUCGUCUUAAGUUUGGCGGCUCCAAGUUCCGAGACACCAUCCAGGGUGUCCGGGACCUGAUGAAGCUCGAGGAUCCGAUCGGCCGCAUCCAACUCCACAGGGAGCUCGAUCAAGGCCUCGUGCUCAAGAGGAAGACUGUCCCCCUCGGUGUGCUCGGCAUCAUCUUCGAGGCUCGUCCCGAUGCUGCUGUUCAGAUUGCCUCUUUGGGGAUCAAGUCCGGUAACGGUGUCCUCCUCAAGUGCGGGAGGGAGGCGGUAGGAAGCUGCAGGGCCAUCGUCUCGGCGAUCAAGGACGGGCUCAAGACGAGCAAGGCCUCUCCUGAUGUUGUUGCUCUCUUGACCACGAGGGAGGAGACCGCAGAGAUGAUGAAGAUGAAGGAGUAUGUCGAUCUCAUCAUCCCUAGGGGAUCCAACUCCUUCGUACAGUACGUCAUGCAGAACACCGACAUCCCCGUCCUCGGCCAUGCCGACGGCAUCUGCCACAUCUUCGUCGACAAGGCUGCUGAGAUCCAGAAGGCUGUUGAGAUCGCGACAGACAGCAAGAUCCAGUAUCCCUCUGCUUGCAACGCCGUCGAAACCAUCCUCGUCCAUGAAGCUGUCGCCAAGCAGUUCCUCGAAGCCUUCGGCAGCCGCGCGGAGAAGGAAGGCAUCGAGAUCCGAGGGUGUCAGGGAACCUUGAAACACGUGAAGGGAGCCGAGGCAGUCGAGGCCGACUGGUCGACCGAGUAUGGUGAUAAGAUCGUCUCCGUCAAGAUUGUCCCCAGCAUGGAGUCUGCUAUGCAGCACAUCAACACUUACGGGUCUCGCCACACUGACUGCAUCAUCACUGAAGAUGCUAGCGCUGCUGCUGUCUUCCAAUCCCAGGUCGACGCUGCAGGCGUCUACUGGAACUGCAGCACGAGGUUCGCCGACGGCUUCCGCUAUGGUUUCGGCGCCGAAGUUGGAAUCUCCACCAGCAUGAUGCCUCCAAGAGGGCCGGUCGGGCUAGAGGGCCUGGUGACGUACCGCUACAUCAUGACUGGCAACGGGCACGUUGUCAAGAGCUACACCGGUGACGGUGCCAAGCCGUUCACCCACAAGAACCUCCCGCUUCAGUGA